GUCGCUUGACGUACCAAGAUGCGCGCGCAUCGCACACUAGUGCAUUUGUGUGUGUUUGCGUUUUCCGUAGCCGCAACGAACCGAUGUGCUGCAAAAACGCACUGACGGACCAAACGAGAGUUGAAAUGAAAUCCUGAAAGUAGCCGUGUCUGUCUAGGGAACAUGAACGGUUCUCUCGUAGGACCGAAGAAAACCGCAAUAUGUCGCUACUUCGCUACCGGGGGAACUUGUUUCUACGGUUCCGAGUGUCAAUUCCUGCACGGACCGUCUACCACUCCUUGCUUGAACACUGACCUGGGGAUACGUGAUUCACAGCUGUCACUCAUGGUGCGGACACCCGAAGGUACCACAAGUCCCGCCUUGGACCCUGUUUUCCAAGCUUUUUCACCGCCAUCGAACCUCCCAGCUGAGUCGAAACUCAAAACAUACAUGAAUGUAUCCGCACGCACAAUUUCACCGUCCUCACUGGACAAAUCGAAAAUGUUUUCAUCUUCAAACAGCAUCUCACCCAACGAAAUUACAAGUGCACUUUCAUCAUUGGCUUUGGACUCUGCGAGAAAGACUCCGAACCCUGGUGCUGCUGAGUUUGUACCAAUGAACAGCCUGUUGGGGCCCAGUCAGUUAACACACAGCACCAGCACACCCUCAUUCUCACAGUUUUCUGGAGGCUUAAACUUGACCCCUGGCACCAGCCCAUAUAGCCGAUUAGCACCUGUUUCAGAAGCUGUACUAUCUUCCACAUUUCGAGAAAGUUUGAGUGGGAACAUUCCGGCCUUUGAUACAGACACUCCAUCUGGCCUCUCUUUGGGUAAAAUGGAAAGUCCUGGCUUGUCUCCUGAUAGCUCUCCUCUUGUGAGCCGCCGCAGCCAGUCACCAAUGUCAGUUGGAGGCUACUUGAACGCACAGCGAGAAUCUUUUCUUCCAACUACAGUUUACCAGGAAUUCCUCGGUGGCACCACUUACUUUUACCAGCACGAAGAAGCCGCAAACACGACAGAGGAAGGUCAGGCUGUUCUUCUUCCGGAGUACCAAAUGUAUCCUGGCAACCCGACGCACAUAGAGUUCAUGAAGCCCAAAGCCAACGCACCCUCCUUUUUUCUCCCAGAUGAGCUGAGAAUGGACAUCUUGCAUCGUCAGAGUUUAAGCCUUGCUCAAAGAAACCCAGAAGUGAACACUGACCUGCCAGCAGAAGUGGACAACUAUCAUAACAUUUGCCCGCUGGAACAAAGUUCCUCGAACGGGCCACCCAAGUCCAGCACUUUUGGAUAUGUUACAUCUGUCUACAAGGCAACAAACAUCAAGAAUGGCUGCUGCUACUGCUUGAGAAGGGUGCAUGGCUUCCGUCUUAGCAAUACCAAGUGCAUGGCAGUGGUUGACCUUUGGAAAAAGCUGCAGCACUCCAACCUUGUGCACCUCCGGGAAGUGUUCACCACUAAGGCGUUCGGAGACCACUCAAUGGUGUUUGUCUAUGACUACCACGCUGGUGCGGAAACCCUGAUGAACCAGUACUUCAGCCAGCCUUCUGUGCCAACGCUGAAUGGUUUCUGCUCGCCCAUCUUUCCGCAGCCUUCCAAUGGGCUCACAAGGCCUUUUUCACAUGGAAAGCCUGCUCUGGGCUCCUUGCGCCAGCAUGCCGGACUGCUGCCUGAGAGCCUUAUUUGGGCUUUUGUGGUCCAGCUAAGCUCGGUGCUGCGUACCAUUCACGCAGCUGGCCUUGCGUGCCGUUCCUUUGAGCCUUCUAAAAUUCUGGUCAUGGGCAAGUCACGUCUGCGCCUAAACUGCUGUGGCAUCAUGGAUGUGCUCACUUUUGACUCAGCUGUGCCCAGCGCAAAGGCACUUGUGCCGCACUAUCAGCAAGAAGACUUGGUUUCCUUGGGGAAGUUGGUACUUGCUCUGGCCUGCAACACCAUGGCUGCGAUUCAGCGCGAAAACUUGCAGCAGUCAAUGGAUCUGGUGUCCCGCAACUACUCAACUGACCUCAGGAACCUGAUCUUGUACCUGCUGUCUUCGCCACCUCGUACGCACAGUAUUAACGACAUAAUGCCAAUGAUUGGAGCCCGCUUCUACACACAGCUGGACGCGGCACAGAUGCGGAGUGAUGUCAUCGAAAACGAACUUGCAAAGGAAGUGGAAAAUGGAAGGCUCUUCAGGCUGCUUGUGAAACUUGGCACAGUCAGUGAAAGACCAGAGUUUCAUCUCGACACAUCGUGGUCCGAGACUGGGGAUCGUUACAUGCUUAAGUUGUUCAGAGAUUACCUCUUCCAUCAAGUCACAAAGGAUAACAGGCCUUGGAUAGACAUGGCUCAUGUAGUGCAGGCAUUGAAUAAGCUGGAUGCGGGUGUGCCAGAGAAAAUCUGCCUCAUGUCGCGGGAUGAGCAAAACAUCCUUGUUGUGAGCUACGCUGAGCUGAAGCAGUGCCUCGAGUCUUCGUUCAGCGAGCUGCUGUCGGCCACUUCCUCAGUGCCGCCUACAUCGUCUCUUCCCCCACCUUCGGCUAAUCAGCAUGCCCGGUGACUACUCCAAAUGCUGUUCUUGUUUACUCUGGCUGCCGCUAUGGCAUGCCCGGGCACUUUGUUUCGUUUUCGUUGUGCUGCCAGUGAAGAGAUGCCUUCGGGCAGGAGCCCGCAUGGGAUGACAGUCCUGCUAUGUUGCCAAGUGAGUCUUGCUAGUGCCACUCCUUUCUGUGCUCCUUUCUGUGCAUAUGCGGCAAUUUUCUUUUACACGUGUUGGCGGAGUGCUUAAUUGAUUUUUUUUUUUUUUGUGCGGUUGUUCUUGUAUUUUUUCUUCCUUAAGGAAUUCUCUUAUCAUUGCACGCCUUCUUUUCUGAUGAAUGGAUAGUUAUGACAACUGGUGAAGGACUGCUUUUUUUUUCCCUCACUAUUUCUUUCUUUUUUUUUAGACAAUAGCACAAGGUGUAUGGCAUUGGCAGUUGAUCGGUGGUCUUGUUUCGUUUUUGACGCUUUGGCACUUUCGAGCGCUGACGCACUUGCCACCAUCUGUUUUGCUCUAACUGGAUUAUUUUUUAUUCUGACCUUUUUUAAGAAAUGUAGUCAGAGAGUCUAUUUAUCACACUUCUGUGCAGCCUGUUGCCUUCUUGUCUUGAGCUUUGUAAGUGAUAUUUCUGGUCCCCCUCCCCACAUGCGUCUCUUUUUUUGGUUUAUCCUUCGUGGCACAAUUUGUCUUGUACUUAAUUGUCGCUGUUACUGCGCACAACUUUUUGCCACAAUGUGGACAUUAGUCAGUGUGUGACAAUGACUGUAGUGCAGGAAGCUGAGUAGCACAGGUUUGGUUUCUCGUUCUCUUAUUAUCAAGCCACUGCUAUAGUACUACAAUAAUAAACUUAAAUGGGGUGCAGGGGGAGCGGGAAAAAUAAAAGUUCUUUGCUUGUGUAAGUGUAUUCAGUUCUUUCUUCUAAGCUUAAACUUGGAACUGGAUGCAGGAGCUUGUUAAACAUAUUUGUUGGUCUCAAGGCAGCUAAGCUAAUGGAAGUUCAUGCUUUCAUGCUGUAAUAUUGUCUAAAAACGUUAGCACAAUUCCACUGGAGUGUGGAAUGCAUGCUUUUCUGUCGCACACUGUAGCUGUCUGACGUGUCUCUAUUAGUCUCCUCAUUUCUGUGUGCUUGUAAUGGCCUACCAGCAUGACCUUGCUACUACAGCAAUAAUGGAAUUGCUGUAUGCUCGGGCCAUUUUGCAGUGUUCAUUACUAAUCAGUGUUGUUUAAGGAAGCCUGUUAGAACUGUUCCCAUACUGUCCUUGUCCUCCAAGCAUUCUCGAUUGAUCACUUAGUCACCUUAAUUAUGUGUGAAUUUUGUGGAAGUAGAUGUAUGUAGAAAAAGAAGGAACUCAUCCCGUGAGUGCAAUUCUAUAUUUUUUUUAACAUAUGGAGCUCGAGUGAGUAAUUUCAUCUUUACAUUGGGCCACGCGGAGAGUAGAAUUAUCAACGUAAAGUGAUUGAUGUAGAAUACGUCCCCUCCACUGUAUUGUAACUCCUUGUGACAAGACACAGUAACUGUAAAACUUCACUGCUGAAAGCGCAAGGCAGAGCGACGAGUCUUUCCACCAUGGCAAUCGGUGUUGUAACACAAUGCACAGGGUUAUAUAUCCUACACGUGUGUGUGAAUUUUGACUGCCCUCCAACCACAAAGCUCGAGCUGGAACAUUCAGCAACAGCAGUUCAUCUGUUAUGACAGUGGAACGUUGGCUCUGUUGAAAUCGAUUUAUUUUAAGCAAACAAGGCAUUUAUUUUUUUAAAUGUGCUACUGAAGAAGAAAGGGUACCUGAGGCCCUGCGAAUACAAAGCUGGACAAAAAAAGUGCCGAGGCAUGUUUUACCCUUUGUUUUGUUGAUAUCUUGUCUCGUGAAAACUGCCCUUCUUUUUUUUUUUUUUUCAACAAAUAUGAGGAAAUUGGCUUUUCUGAGCGGCCCACUUACUUGUGGGGAGUACAAGGACAUUUUCGUAACAUUGCUCACGUAAUCUAAUAGUAAGUUUCAUCGUCAGGGUUAACUGCAAUGGCAAGAAUUUAUUCUGUGGACACUUUUUAUUGGUUAAAUCUUGUAUGGCAACUAAAUUAAAUUUUGGUGAAUUGAGGUAAGACCGAACACUGCUCACAAAACAUUGUAAAUUCUGCAGAUUUGUCAGCAUGUCUAAAUAGGAUGAAACAAUGCUGCGUACGUAUAUGUGACUGCAGUUUUGUUACGAGCAGGUGCCGCAGAGCUUUUUCUGUGCACGCUGCUCAAUGAAUCUGCACUGCACACAGCUAUGACUCUCUUCCUGAAAGCUCUGGAAAUUGCAGUGACAUUCAAUACUUCAUAAUGAGAAUUUGCUCUGUCUGUCAGUGCUCCUGAUUUCUUGUCGAGUGGUUGUAGCAAGAUUUUUGCUGCAGCUACUCAUCACGCAAUAUCACUAGCCCAAAUGCAAAACAUUUUCUUGCUUUCAUAGUUGUUUGUUUUCUUAGGGUGGGUUAAAAAGGAAAUAAGUAAGAUGCAUAUCGUGUUGCCACUUGUGGAGGCUGUCACGAGCUGUUAUGGACCCACUGUUACGAAAUCUUCUCUGUACUCGGGAUCAGUCUGAUGUCUGCAGAGAGUCAGCCUGCAUUUUAGGUCUGAAAAACUGAGAAAACUUCAUUUUUCUAUAGCAGCAAGUUUUCACAAUUCUUUGGUAAUACUUAAUUUUUUUUUUCUUUCAUAACUCCUUCCAUGUUCACAUGACUUUUUCAUGCCACUGCUUAGUGCCGUUGUUGUGGCAAGUGUGUUCUUGUGAUCAUGGUUGGUAUUGCCCCUCUUACUAGCCAGGUGCUUUUGUUGCUAACUUUGUGGCUUCCAAUGGCCCCGUCGGAAUGUCUUGGUACCUUAUAGUUUGAGUAUUUGCCUGUAAAUACAACUGUACAUACAUAUGACACGCACACACAUACUUUUUGUAUGCCUCUAUAUGCAUAUAUAUAUAAAUAAAUAUAUAUAUAUUAUGUAUACUUAUGGAGCCAAACUCAGAUUGUGGUACUCACAUUAUUGGAAUCACUGUCAUAAUCUCAUUUGUAAUGUGUGCAUUUACUUGAAAAGGGGAUCAGUAUGGUUGUGCAGUGCUCGCUGGCAUCAUGUACAUAACUCACGAAUGUAUAUGUACAUAAAGGUAGUCAUGACAUGCAUACAUGGGCAAAUGAGUGCACUGAAUGUUGUAAUCGAUUGCAAAGCACUAUUGGCGGCAGUGAGCUUCUUAAUGCUACAGGUAAAAAACUCUACAGAUUGCUUUCUUAAAUGUGGCCUUUUUUGUUACUUCACAUUGCAUUGAGAAUGUGCUGCAGUCAUUGAAGUCCUGCUUCUUCCUGUUUCUUGCAGUGGCCUAUUUAUUGUCAGAUUCACUAGUGUUCAAAGUUCCCUUGAAAAAGUGGAAGUUGAUAAGCAUUGAUAAGCGAGAAUAUUUAAAGGGAUGCUAAAGUAUAGCAAUGGAUCCAUCUUGUGAAACAAUGGAUCAAUCUUGAGUGAUAAAUUAAUGUUUGAAAACUGUUAUCAUUAAUGUCACUGUAUAGAGAAUCGGGGUUGGUUUUUAAUCUUGUGCUCGUAUUUUCGCACAUGAACAUCAGUGUGUCGUCGCAGAUUUCAAUUCAUUUGUUUUUCUUCCGUAUUUCAACCAGAUUGGCUACAUAAAAUUCCUGAAACUUAAUGCAUUAAGCUGUCUGUGUCAUCACAGAGAGCUGGGGCAAGAACGUCAAGGUGGUACCUUCACCUUUAUUUUCUUUUUUCCACGUUGUUUGCUCACCCAGGUCUUAAUGCCGCAAGAGUUAUGAUAUUGUGAGCAGGUAAUUUACUAAUAUGAGAAAAAUCAUUUUUCACAACAGUGUCCCUUUAGGCACAGUCAUUGGUCACACAGCCUGUGUAGCUUUUUUUUUUUCUUGCUGUGAUCUGCGUAUACAUUGUGCAAUCCAGUGUAAGCAGUCUUAAAAGGAAGCUUCACUUUUUGUGCCAUGGACUGUAUGCAUGAAUACCUGUUUCAGUGGCACAUAACAUUGGCUGCAUGAUAUAGAUGCAGGGGCAGACUUGUUUUGCCAUGCUGGCUAUGGUGUGUGCUUUCAUUCACACUACUUUGGAGCCAGUUAUUCUCGCAUGCUGUGCUUGAGCGGUUGCAGCGGAACAUGUUGAACAUGUUGGAAAGCUGCUUUUCCCCAUUCUCAUGUGCUCCCUGGCAUAAUUUAUGCGUUAGCAUAGCUUUAGCAGAGAGCGGCCUUUGUGACACAUUCCAAUUAAGAUCCCCCGCCUGUUAUAUGUUGGGAAUACUGUUUGUAAUGUGUAAGGAUGCCGAUGUGUGAAUCAUAAUCAAGCACUUCACUUUAAACUAGUUGAGGACAGAUCUGUUGCUGCCUUGACGGGCCAAAUUCUUUAGUUUAUCUAUCAAACCACUGAAGCCCUGCACGCUUCAUUACUGAAAGAGAAACCAAAUGAAACAAAACUUUUAAGAGUACAAAUAUGGUGUGUAAUUUUGAGCUGGAUGAUGGGUUACGUUGGAUCAAUUAUUAAAAGAACAGACAGGUGUGCGUGAUUCCAUGCCAGUCAAUAAAGAUGCAGGAGUCCUUGUGGCAUGUGUGCGCACCAAAGCCAUUUUGGAAAGUUGUUCUGUUCAAGGGUUGGCUGUUUUCAAGAAAGUGCUUGCCAUUUGGGAUGCAAGUGAGGCAUCAAUUGUUUCUUCAGCUUUCAAAAUACAGCACAGUGGCAAAGCAACGCAUGCAAAUGUGGUCAUAAAUGAUGGGUAUGAGGGAACUGUUAGUUCUGUUUUAGGUGUGUGUCUUUCUACAAAUGUAAAUAAGUGGCAAUUUUUUGUACAGUUCUUGUAAGAGCUAUUUUUAUUGGAAAAUAAAGGUUAAAAACCCUUA
This is a messenger RNA of Rhipicephalus microplus (southern cattle tick), 7360 nucleotides long. RefSeq names its product Poly(A) specific ribonuclease subunit PAN3 (gene PAN3). The record is from RefSeq and is a predicted model, not a curated record. Lineage: Eukaryota; Metazoa; Arthropoda; Arachnida; Ixodida; Ixodidae. Gene Ontology annotation, cellular component: P-body; PAN complex. Gene Ontology annotation, molecular function: ATP binding; metal ion binding; protein kinase activity. Gene Ontology annotation, biological process: protein phosphorylation; nuclear-transcribed mRNA poly(A) tail shortening; mRNA processing.